Mesitornis unicolor (brown roatelo) is the source of this 451-nucleotide messenger RNA. It is a transcript of the gene HOXC5, whose product is annotated as homeobox C5. Gene Ontology annotation, biological process: regulation of DNA-templated transcription. The record is from RefSeq and is a predicted model, not a curated record. NCBI's taxonomy places the organism in Eukaryota, Metazoa, Chordata, Aves, Mesitornithiformes, Mesitornithidae. The annotation marks the transcript as partial. The transcript has a single exon. Gene Ontology annotation, molecular function: DNA binding; DNA-binding transcription factor activity.
AUGAGUUCUUACGUCGCCAACUCGUUCUAUAAGCAAAGCCCCCCCGUGCCUGCCUAUACCAUGCAAAGUUAUGGAAAUUAUGGAAGUGUGCCGGAGGUUCAGCCCCCCAGGUACCGCUACGGCGGCUCGGAGCCCGGCAUCACCCUCCCCUCCGCCGGGGCUGCCACCUCCCUCAGCGGCGCGGAGAUGUCGGCGACCCCCCCGGCUAACCCCGAGCGCCCCUCCUGCACGCUGCUGGCUGCGGGGCACCCCUUAGAGGAGCCGGCAUCCCGAAAUCCCGGGAUUUACAGGCAGAAGAGUGCAACCCCGGCGCUGGAGGAACGAUCCCAGAGCUCGGGGGGAAUCAAAGCCGAGCCCCUGCAAACACCACAACCGGGAGGACCACAACUGCAGCAGCAACAACAACCUCCACAAAUUUACCCCUGGAUGACCAAACUGCACAUGAGCCAUG